Messenger RNA from Oncorhynchus nerka (sockeye salmon), 2311 nucleotides. RefSeq names its product vasoactive intestinal polypeptide receptor 2-like. NCBI's taxonomy places the organism in Eukaryota, Metazoa, Chordata, Actinopteri, Salmoniformes, Salmonidae. Bases 710 to 2110 code for a protein of 466 amino acids. Gene Ontology annotation, molecular function: vasoactive intestinal polypeptide receptor activity; G protein-coupled peptide receptor activity; peptide hormone binding. Gene Ontology annotation, cellular component: plasma membrane. Gene Ontology annotation, biological process: adenylate cyclase-modulating G protein-coupled receptor signaling pathway; cell surface receptor signaling pathway. The transcript has 13 exons. The record is from RefSeq and is a predicted model, not a curated record.
CACAGUUGUAGUACACUGAACAGAAACUACAACACACCUUCUCUUUUUGAAGAAAAUAAACUAACCAUCCAGGGACUUAAUGUGACAGAAGUGGUCAUGUGAUGAGUUACCUUGCCUAAGACUGAAUAAUUGCCCUUGACCCCAACCCCAGCCUUAUACAAUGUCUCUCUCUCUUAUUUAUCGCUCUCCUUUUCUCUCUGUGUGAGAGUGAGUGCUGUUGUUAUUGAGCCCACUGACUGCCUCCGUAGCGCGGAUCACUCAGGCGCGGGCAGAGGCUGGACGGAGUUGACGGGAACGCGCAGUGCCAUAAAUUAACGGGAAAGAGAUCUCUGCUGUCAAACCGACCUCCGCCUCACUUCUGAUAGCUGCCCUCGGAGCUUUCUGUGGCUCCGACUGACUCCCCACAUUUCCAGCAUUCUCUUUCUUUUUCAUAGUCUCCCUGUUUUUCUCUCUCUCCCUCUUUCUCUCUCUCUCUCUCUCUCUCUCCCUUUCUCUCCAUACCAGUACAAACAGCUUUCUGUACGAUUUUAACGGACACCUCGUGGAACGUUUUUUUUUGUUGCGUUUACAAGCUGUGAUUAUUUUCUUCACCAAUUGACUGAUGACCAUUAUUAAUGUGUACUUUUUUCGGUGUCUGAUGACUUAUUGAUUUUUCGGGGUUAAAUAUUAUGCGGGCUCUGCCCUCGAGCUGCGCCCUGUGAGGGACCCCAUGAGUUCCGCUAAGUGUGACAAGACCCCACGGUGCGCUUGGACAUUUCGGAGUACUACUUGCUCGUGCGCGGCCUGCAACCAUGGAGCGGUCACGGGUCGGUCUGCUGUUCCUCGCACUCUGCCUUUUGCGUGUGUCAGCGGGAGAAAUCCCACGUGUCACUUCCUCUGGGAGCUGCAGAGGGCAGAGCUAGUAUGUCACUAUGAGCUGAAGAAACAAUCCAUGGAGCCUUCAGGCUGUGGUGGCCUAUGGGACAACAUUUCUUGUUGGGCCCCAGCAGCAGUAGGGGAGGUGGUGACUCUCUCCUGCCCCCCUGCUCUCACACACCUCUUCGGACGACAAGGCAACAUCAGUAGGAACUGUACCGAGGCUGGCUGGUCUGACGUCUACCCCAGCCUCAGCACUGUCUGCUGGUCCAGCGACAACAAACCCAACAUGCUGCUGUUCUACUCGGUGGUGAAGACUCUGUACACUUUGGGCCACAGUCUCUCCCUCAUCGCUCUCAUCACCUCUACACUCAUUCUCUGUCUGUUCAGGAGGCUCCACUGUACUAGGAACUACAUCCAUGUGAACCUGUUUGUGUCGUUCAUCUUGCGAGCUGUGGCCGUGCUGGUUAAAGACUCUGUAAUCUUCUCCCAUAAUGAAAACACUGACUGUAGCACGCAGCCCUCACUGGUGGGCUGUAAGGUCAGCUUGGUGAUGUUUAACUAUUUCAUCAUGGCUAACUUCUUCUGGCUGCUGGUGGAAGGCCUCUACCUACACACUCUGCUCCUCGUCACCUACGCAUACACACACCUCGCUGUCUACCUCACCAUCGGCUGGGGGUUACCCUCAGUAUUUAUUGUGGUCUGGGUCUUCUGUAGGAUCUAUCUGGAAGACACCGGGUGCUGGGAGAGGAAUGACAUCCCCACCCCUUGGAGGGUGAUCAACUGGCCCAUAAUGGCGUCUGUGAUAAUCAACUUUGUUCUUUUUAUCAGUAUCAUCCGUAUUCUAGUCCAGAAACUACGCUGCUCUGACGUGGGCGGGAACGACCAGUCACAAUACAGGCGUCUGGCUAAGUCCACCCUGCUGUUGAUCCCUCUCUUUGGAGUCAACUACAUGGUGUUUGUCUACCUGGUGGAGACAGAGAGCGACGGGAUGGAGGAGUACAAGAUUCUGUUUGACCUGGUACUGGGUUCCUUCCAGGGCCUGAUGGUAGCCAUCCUCUACUGCUUCCUCAAUACUGAGGUCCAGGGGGAGCUGAAGUUGAAGUGGAGGAGUGUGUCGUUGAAGCGCUACAUGUGGAGGGACUACCGUCUACACAGGGGGUCAAUCAGCCAUAACGGGACUGAUAACUCCACCCCCUUCCAGCGGAACUCCAGAGCCCAAUCCAUCCUGCAGACAGAGACCACCUCACUGUGACACAACAGUAGUUCCAGCUGUGUAACCCCAGACUUGCGUCUAACUCUUUCUUUGACCCCGAAAGUAGAUCUGGGUUCAAUCAACCAGUCAAUCAAACAAUACAAGUUGAGGUGAAACUGAAAAGAGGAACAUUUGUAACAGAGAUAGAGAUAUUUCAAGAUAUUUGCUUGUUUGAUAAACAGAUUAACUUUUACCACAGUG